GAUAGGUGAUAAGAUGGAGCCAGCUAGGAAGAGGAGGAUUUCCCCUGUGUGGGAACACUUUGAUUUGAUAACUCCUAAUAAGGUGCGGUGUUUAUUGUGCUCCAGGGAGUUGGGGUACAAUAACAACACCUCAUCCAUGCUAAGGCAUUACCGUGCCUUGCAUGAGAAUAAGGAGGAAACUGGAGCUUCACCCAGCCAUGCCACCAGAAAACAAGAGCUGAAUGAAGCCCUCGUCUCCAUGAUAGUGAAGGACACACAGCCUUUCACUGUUGUGGAUGAUGUUGGAUUCAGGGCAUUUGUGUCCAAACUGGAUCCUAAUUAUGUUAUCCCUACAAGGCAGGCUCUGAAGGCCAUGGUGGAGGCCAAGUAUGAGUUGGCUAAGGAGAAGGCUAAGGCUAAAAUGGAAACGGUGGUUGCUGUUAGCCUUACGUCUGACAUGUGGACAUCCAUCAAUAUGGAUGCCUACCUGGCAGUAACAUGCCAUUUCGUGGGUGAGAAUACCAAGCUCAGUUCAGUGCUGUUAGGAGUGCAGGCAUUCCCCCAAUCACACACUACUGAAAAUAUAGCUCGUGUGAAAGCCUCCUUGAUGGAGGAAUGGGGAAUCACUAAUAAGGUGACAUGCAUGGUCACUGAUGGUGCUCCCAAUAUGGUUGCCUGUGUGAGAGAGCUGAAGCUUCGGCACCAUAUUUGCAUUGCGCACACACUCAAUCUGAUCGUGAAGAAGGCACUUGACCAGCAGCCUGUGCUCUCUGGCAUCCGGGCCAAAGCACGGAAGCUGGUUGGCUUCUUUAGAAGCAGCACCACUGCUAAGCUUACACAAGUGCAACUUCAUCUGGGGAUGGCUAACAUGAAGCUUAUGCAAGAAGUGGAGACCAGAUGGAACAGCACGGAUUUGAUGCUCCAACGUUUGAUGGAGCAAAGGGAGCCAGUAGGAGCAGCGUUAGCUGGUUUACAACAUGACGUCCCCUUCUUAACAGCAGAAGAAUUCAACAUUGUUGGGGCGUGCCUGUCUUUGCUGUCUCCCUUCUUUGAUGCCACUGUAGAGCUGUCGGCAGAGGAAAAUGUGUCUGCCUCCAAAGUUGUUCCCCUCGUGAAGAUGCUGGAGCACACCCUUCCGGAGGAAAUGACAAAGCCAGCACCUGCAGCCGCAUUAGAAAUGGGAAACCAGCUCAUCAGGCAACUCCGGGAGAAGCUGUACACUUUGCAGUCAAUGAGCAUAAUGUCUCUUGCUACCCUCCUGGAUCCCCGAUUUAAGGUAGCAAACUGGCAUUGUUUGGACACCAGCGUCAUGGAGGCACAGAAAACUCAAAAUGUAACAGCAGAUGCCACUGGAGGUCCAGCGCUACCUAUCUGA
Cyclopterus lumpus (lumpfish) is the source of this 1354-nucleotide messenger RNA. Its product is annotated as zinc finger BED domain-containing protein 1-like. Bases 14 to 1354 code for a protein of 446 amino acids. Lineage: Eukaryota; Metazoa; Chordata; Actinopteri; Perciformes; Cyclopteridae. The record is from RefSeq and is a predicted model, not a curated record. The transcript has 6 exons. Gene Ontology annotation, molecular function: DNA binding.